Erigeron canadensis is the source of this 729-nucleotide messenger RNA. RefSeq names its product ethylene-responsive transcription factor 12-like. Gene Ontology annotation, molecular function: DNA binding; DNA-binding transcription factor activity. The transcript has a single exon. Lineage: Eukaryota; Viridiplantae; Streptophyta; Magnoliopsida; Asterales; Asteraceae. Gene Ontology annotation, biological process: regulation of DNA-templated transcription. The record is from RefSeq and is a predicted model, not a curated record. The coding region runs from base 79 to 579 and encodes 166 amino acids.
CUUCCAUUUCUCCUCUCUUCCUCUUCAAACACAAAAAAUAAAUAAUAAUAAAAAAAAAUAUCUUUUAACAAUCAAAGAAUGGCAUCUCCUGGACACUACAGGGGAGUAAGGAAGAGACCAUGGGGGCGUUACGCAGCCGAAAUACGUGACCCAUGGAAGAAAACCCGUGUUUGGUUAGGCACUUUUGAUACCCCUGAAGAAGCCGCUUUAGCUUACGACGGCGCCGCCCGUUCUCUCCGUGGUCCUAAAGCCAAAACCAACUUUCCGUCACCAUCUCCUCCUCCCCCAUCUUUGACUCUUGACCUUAACCAUUUUCCUACCCAUCAACAUAUUAGGUGGGUGGCGGCGCCUCCAACUAGACAAAUGCUGGCCGGUAGUGACUUUGAGUUCCUUCGCACUCGUUAUAACAACACUCAUGGUGGCGUGAUGGUGGUGGGUCAUGAUGGCCGUGGGUCCCGUGAAGGUGGUGCGGCGGUUGAAGUUGGCGGUGGUGAUGGGAAUACGGCGGCUGGGAUCUUUGGGAUAGUGAGGCGUGGUUUGGGUAUAGACUUGAAUGAGCCACCACCUAUUUGGAUGUGAAAUGUUGUGUUUAAUUCCUAGGCUAACUUUUUAUCACAACGACGUCGUUUUGUGACCUUUUCUUUUGAAAAAAGUGGAUUUUAGUAUGAGAGACAAUUGGUGUCAAUCAAAAGCUUCUUUUUGUUAAUAUGAAACUUGAUUGAUGAUUUU